This is a messenger RNA of Micropterus salmoides (largemouth bass), 1653 nucleotides long. RefSeq names its product DENN domain-containing protein 2D-like. Lineage: Eukaryota; Metazoa; Chordata; Actinopteri; Centrarchiformes; Centrarchidae. Gene Ontology annotation, cellular component: cytosol; nucleoplasm. The record is from RefSeq and is a predicted model, not a curated record. The transcript has 14 exons. The coding region runs from base 208 to 1653 and encodes 481 amino acids.
UCCCAGUCUGAGACUGAAGUCCGUCAACCGCACACUCAAACAUGCGCACUUCCUCAUGUACGUGCACUUGUUGCUUCACCGUUACUAUUAACAGCUCGACACACAGCCUGCUGGGAGGAGAACGCUUUUAGCCAGGUGUUCAUUGAUGAAGGACUAAAUCCAAGUUAUGAUAGAGUCUUAACGUCAGCACUGGAUCAGCUCAGACUAAUGGACCAGACAUCCCAGCCAGCGCAGGUGAAUCCAGAGAACCACCUGUCUCCAAACACAAGGAGGAGUUUCAGCUUCUCGUCUCUCCGCAUAAAAAAACGGCACAACAGCAAUGAUGAGGGUGGAUUUACACGACGCAGAGGGCUGCUGUCUUUUUCAUCAGUACGAGAGACAUCCAGAAAAGAGUCAGUCCUGGAUGAAGACGAGGCCUCGCAGGACCAUGUAAAGAAGACAGGAACACGCAGAAGCAGUGCGCCACAGUUCUGUGGUUCUGACACAGAUGGAGGUGAGCAGCCCAAAGGUAACCUCAUCUCUGAUGUCACUGGGAGACACAGUAUCCCACCAGGUGAAGAUGAUGGUGGACAACAAGGGGCCCUCAAGAGGUUUAGUGCCAUGUGGUCCUCCUUCCGCAAAGGCAAAAGAGAUAGAGUCAGAGAUGCUGAGCCUACAGAGCCGCCGGCCCCGGUUGUGGCAGACACAUCCAGGCAGCACCGCUUCGGCAGCGGGCAGUACUUCUUCGAGUAUCUGGUGGUGGUCAGCCUCAAGAGAACCAAGGACGGCAGCGGCUACGAACCUCAGAUCACCUACCAGUUUCCCAAGAGGGACGGGAUGGCGAGGUUUCAGAAGGAGGAGGAGGAGAAGACGCUGAAGGCAAUCACUCUCUUCUGUUUCCCAGAGGGCAUCAACUGGGCUCCUCUGACUGAGUACCACAGUGAGACCUUCUCCUUCGUUCUGACGGAGAUUGACGGCAGCAGGAGAAAUGGCUACUGCAGGAGGUUACUGCCUCGAGGGAAAGGAGCUCGACCACCUGAGGCUUACUGCAUCAUAAGCUCGCUGGCUUGUUUCGGCCUCUUCUCCAAGAUAUUUGACGAGGUGGAGAAGCGGAGGCAGAUCUCCAUGGCCAUGAUCUACCCAUUCAUGCAGAAGCUGAGGGAGGCUUCGUUCCCAGCUCCAGGACACACUGUGGAGAUUAAGAGCUUCAUUCCUGAGUCGGGCACUGAGAUCAUCAGUCUGACACGACCGCUGGAUUCCUGGCUCGAACACGUAGACUUCGCCACGCUCUUCCGCUGCCUGACAGACGAGGAGGUGUUAUUGGUGUUUGCCGCCGCCGUCCUGGAGAGACGGAUCAUCUUCAUCGCUGAUGAAUUGGGGUAUUACACACUCACCCUGUGCGCUAUUAUUUACACAAUACACAAAAGGGAUUCCAUGGGGGUGGAAGACGUGGUUGAUAAGCAGGCGGGCUGUUUCCAGAGAGGUGGGGAGUUUGGGCAGGGGAAUGAAGUGGGCAGACUUAGAAAAGCGGUCGACGAUAGUGAGAAUGGUUGUGUUUCCGUUGGGCUCCAGCCCAGUCCACCGAUCCGUGCGCCCACUGGAGGACCUGGGAGCGGUACAGCGGAUUCCACCUCCCAGACCACGGAGGCGACAAGACAGGAGCAUCGAGUUUAG